GGCCGCCCCCGCCGCCGCCCGCCCCUGAGGGCUCCCGGGCCCGGCCCGGCGCCGCCGCCGCCUCCGCGCGUCCGUCCCCGGCCAUGAGCCGCCCGUAGCGCCCCCAGCCCCCAGCCCCGAGCCCCGGGCCCGAGCCGCUGCCCCCGGCGCCCGCCCGCCGCGGGGUCCCGGAGCCCCGGCCCAGCCGCCGCCGCCGCCGCACAAGAUGUCUUCACGCUCCGCGCUGGCGGCGGGGAACGAGCGGAACGCGGACACGCUGGCGGGGCUGGGGGGCAGCCGCUCGGAGAAGGGCUCGGGCUGGUGCAGCCGCUCGCUGGGCGCCCGCUGCCGCAGCUCCGUCGCCUCGUGCCCCGAGGAGCAGCCCCACGUGGGCAACUACCGGCUGCUGCGCACCAUCGGCAAGGGCAACUUCGCCAAGGUCAAGCUGGCGCGGCACAUCCUCACCGGCCGCGAGGUCGCCAUCAAGAUCAUUGACAAGACCCAGCUGAACCCCACCAGCCUGCAGAAGCUCUUCCGGGAAGUUCGGAUCAUGAAGGGGCUGAACCACCCCAACAUUGUGAAACUCUUUGAGGUGAUUGAGACAGAGAAGACCCUGUACCUGGUGAUGGAGUAUGCCAGCGCUGGUGAAGUGUUCGACUACCUCGUGUCCCACGGGAGGAUGAAGGAGAAGGAGGCCAGGGCCAAGUUCAGACAGAUCGUGUCGGCCGUGCACUACUGCCACCAGAAGAACAUCGUCCACCGUGACCUCAAGGCCGAGAACCUGCUGCUGGACGCCGACGCCAACAUCAAAAUCGCCGACUUUGGCUUCAGCAACGAGUUCACGCUGGGCUCCAAGCUGGACACGUUCUGCGGCUCCCCCCCGUACGCCGCCCCCGAGCUGUUCCAGGGCAAGAAGUACGACGGGCCCGAGGUGGACAUCUGGAGCCUGGGGGUCAUCCUCUACACCCUGGUCAGCGGCUCCCUGCCCUUCGACGGCCACAACCUCAAGGAGCUGAGGGAGAGGGUGCUGAGGGGCAAGUACCGGGUGCCCUUCUACAUGUCCACCGACUGUGAGAACAUCCUGCGCCGCUUCCUGGUGCUGAACCCGGCCAAGCGCUGCACCCUCGAGCAAAUCAUGAAGGACAAGUGGAUCAACAUCGGCUACGAGGGCGACGAGCUGCAGCCCUACAGGGAGCCCGAGGAGGACUUUGGGGACACCAAACGCAUCGAGGUGAUGGUGGGGAUGGGCUACGGCCGAGACGAGAUCAAGGAGUCCCUGAGCAACCAGAAGUACAACGAGGUCACGGCCACCUACCUCCUGCUGGGCAGGAAGAACGAGGCGGAGCCCGGCGAGCCCCGGGCGGGCAGCAGCAGCCUGUCCCUGGCGCGGCUUCGGGCUCCCGGCGACGCUCCCAACGGCACCAAGACGUCGGGUCACGGCAAGAGCCAGCGGGGGGCCGGCUCCCACCAGCGCCAGCGGCGGCACAGCGACUUCUGCGGCCCCGCGCCCGCGGCCGCGCACCCCAAGCGCAGCCCCAGCGGCGCGGCCGACGCGGAGCUCAGGGACGAGAGGGCGGCCGGGCGCAAGGGCAGCUGCAGCGCCGUGGGCGGGGGGCGCGGGGGGCCCCCUCCCUCCAGCCCCAUGGUCAGCAGUGCCGGCAACCCCAACAAAGCCGAGAUCCCCGAGCGGCACAGGGACGGCGGAGCCGGAGCCGCGAACAGCGUCCCCCCGAGCGCUAUGGGGCGCAGGAACACCUACGUGUGCAGCGAGCGCCCGGGCGGUGACCGACACUCGCUGCUGCACAACGGCCAGGACAACAGCUCGGUGCCCGUGCGCGCGCCGCCGCCGUCCCCGUCCAGCCUGAGCGUGGCGGCGCCGGAUCGCUCGCGCCUGGCCCGGGGCAGCACGGCCCGGAGCACGUUCCACGGGGGCCCCGCGCGGGACCGGCGCUCGGGGGGUCCCAACGCGCCCCCCACCGGCCCCGCGCUGCCCCCCGACGCCUCGCCCCAGCCCCACAGCCGGCCCCGCGCCACGGCCACGCUCUUCAGCAAGCUCACGUCCAAGCUGAGCCGCCGGGUCGCAGACGAACCUGAGAGAGUCGGGGGAUCUGCGCUCACAAGUUGCCAUCUACCUUGGGAUCAAAAGGAAGCCGAACCCCGGCUGCUCCGAUGCUCCUGGCAUGUGAAGGUGACGAGCGCCCGGCCGGCCGAGGCGGUGAUGGCGGCUCUGCGCCAGGCCACGCUGUCGGCCGGCUGCCAGGCUCGCCAGCCCCAGCCCUUCCUGCUCUCCUGCACCCACGACCGGGGCCCCAGCCAGCACUUCUGCCGCUUCGAGGCCGAGGUUUGCCGGCUGCAGCGCCUGGGGCUCCACGGGGUGCUGUUCCGGCGCCUGGCCGGCACCGCCGGCGCCUUCCGCGACACCCUGGCGCGUGUGGCCGGGCACAUGCAGCUCUAGGGGCCUGCUGCAGCUGGGACCCCCUGCCCUGAGGGCUGCAGCCCCCUGCCCCGGGCCUGGGGGGGAUGAGGCACCACCCUCCCCCCUACCCCGGGGCUGUGUCGGUGCUGGGAUCCCCCUCCCCAGCCUCUCGCCCAGGACACACCGGAUCCGGCCACCUCGGUCCUGGGAGCUGGGGAGGGGGCCUGUGGUAUGUGGCCCUGGGGGACGCCACACGGCACCCAGGGACCCCCCAAGGCUCCAGGGGGCUCAGGGACCCCUCAGCUUUGGGAGCCCCGUAGCCCCCCGGCACUGUGACCUUGGGGACAACGGUGCCAUGACCUCGGUGACCUUGAGGACAUCAGCUCUGGGUCUUGGGGGGCCUCAUUUGCCCUCCAGCUUUGGGGGAUAACACACAGCACCCAGGGACUUCCCCCAGGCUCACUAACUGCCCCCUCAGCUCUGGGCCCCCCAUAGCCCCCCGGUGCCACAACCUUGGUGACCUUGAGGACAUCAGCUCUGGGCCUUGAGGGGGUCAUUUCAUUACUGGGACCUUGGGGGUCUCUCUGCUCCAAGGUCUGGGGAGGGGUCACUGCUGGGACCUUGAGGGUUCCUCAGCUCCCAGAUUUGGGGCUCUCCAUCACCCCCCCCAGUCCCCCACAUCCACCCUCAGAGCUGUGGCUGCAUCCUGGGGGUCUCCCCGUGUCCCCCAGCCCUGUACAGCCUGUAACUGGCCCUGGGGGUCUGGUGUGUGCGUGUGUGUGUGUCCCCACCCCCUCUGCCCCUUCCCCACACAUUUUUAAGUUAUUCCUGCCCUGGUCUGUACCCCGACCCCCUCCCCACAAUAAACAGAGGAAACCUG
Messenger RNA from Colius striatus (speckled mousebird), 3275 nucleotides. It is a transcript of the gene MARK4, whose product is annotated as microtubule affinity regulating kinase 4. The record is from RefSeq and is a predicted model, not a curated record. Gene Ontology annotation, molecular function: protein serine/threonine kinase activity; ATP binding; tau-protein kinase activity. Lineage: Eukaryota; Metazoa; Chordata; Aves; Coliiformes; Coliidae. Gene Ontology annotation, cellular component: cytoplasm. Gene Ontology annotation, biological process: microtubule cytoskeleton organization; protein phosphorylation; intracellular signal transduction.